UGAGAUUGAGUCGGCACUGGACAGGCACCCGUCAUUAAAAGCCAAUGUAGUCGCAGUGUCGGAGAUCGCAGGCAACAAACAGCUGGUGGCCUACGUAGUGGCAGCAAAGGAUGUCAACGCACUCGACAUCCCUAUGCUCAAGAACCAUAUAGAGACGUGUUGCACCCCCUAUAUGGUACCGAGCAUCUUCAUCCAACUGGAAGGACUACCAUUGCUGCCCAACGGAAAGGUCAACCGGAACGCACUGCCCAAACCAGAAGCAGCCCGCGCAGAGAUGGCCGACCAGACGUUGCAAGAGCCGAGGAACCCUCACGAAAAGGCCAUCCUCGACAUGUGCCAGCAGCACUUGGGAAUCCAGGGCAUCUCCACCAAUACAAAUCUGUUCAGUAUUGGUGGUGAUUCGCUAUUUGCCGUCAAACUACAUAACUCUAUUGAGGCGAAGUUCGACGCCAAUGUAACAGUGGCGGAUAUUCUGAGCAUGCAGACCAUCAUAGAAAUAGCCGCAGAGGUCAAGUCACGCUGCGAAAGCGAAGGACCAUGCAAGUCGAAGGAGCACACGUACAUCGUGCCAUUUUCCACGACCGGUUCCAAGCCGCCACUGAUCUUAUUCCAUCCAG
Sphaeroforma arctica JP610 is the source of this 617-nucleotide messenger RNA. RefSeq lists its product as hypothetical. The annotation marks the transcript as partial. Gene Ontology annotation, molecular function: phosphopantetheine binding. Gene Ontology annotation, biological process: amino acid activation for nonribosomal peptide biosynthetic process; secondary metabolite biosynthetic process. The transcript is spliced from 5 exons. Gene Ontology annotation, cellular component: cytoplasm. Lineage: Eukaryota; Ichthyosporea; Ichthyophonida. The record is from RefSeq and is a predicted model, not a curated record.